Didymella exigua CBS 183.55 is the source of this 2554-nucleotide messenger RNA. RefSeq names its product adenine nucleotide alpha hydrolases-like protein. Bases 479 to 2302 code for a protein of 607 amino acids. Lineage: Eukaryota; Fungi; Ascomycota; Dothideomycetes; Pleosporales; Didymellaceae. The record is from RefSeq and is a predicted model, not a curated record. The transcript is spliced from 4 exons.
UCAAACCAAACCUAGACCUACCGUCGAGACAUCGUGUCGCGCUUGCUGUUCCUGAAGUUCCCUUCUUCUUCCGGCUUCUUCUUCUCUCUUCCACAUGUCGUCUGCCUCCAUCAACUUAUUUGGGAAUAAUCUCUUCUCAGACAGCGGUUAGAGCUUUGGACACGGUUCGGCCCGCCAUCAAAUCAGCUCAGCUGCAAUCUUUGGAAUUACUACCUACCCCACCAUAUUGAUCCCAGCCUCAAAGUGAGGGGUGCAUGCGCGCUUCAGGCCCUUUUGCGACUGCUCUUUCACGCCUGUGGUGACGCCAUUGCGGCAUUGCGCCCUUGCCAAUUGUGAUUGCAAGUCAACAGUGCCACUGUACCCCCACAUACACGCCGUGUUUAAGCUCCACCAAGGUCGCGCACGUACACCGCCAGCCAAACAACCACGACACGCAAAUCACCGCGGUCAAUCGACACAUUCGCACCGCAUUACCACCAUGUCGUCGCUCACGGCUGCCAUAGACGAGGAGAUGAAGGAGCACAGAGAUGCUAGAAAAAACAGUGGAGGGCGUCGCGCUGAAAGCCCUCUGCCUGGAGGCCGACACCUGAGCCCUACGCCCCGCCAUCUCAACACAGGCAACGACCGAGUACGCAGUACGAGUCGUAACAGCACUGGCAUUCCGUUCGCCAUGCCAAAGAGCGCGCCUGCUUCGCCUCGUGGCAGCAGGAUGUCAGACGCAGCCCCAUACCAAUUCAAUUCAAUCGCCAGCGUGGCACAGCCAAAGCCCCGAGCCAUGUCUUCGGUAUACGGAACCUCUCCAGGCCUCCUCGGCACAGGCGGUCCCAGAGAUCGACACAACUCGAUGAGCGGCGCCUACAACAGGUCGAAGUCUGGAUCACCAGGGCCCGGUCGCUCUACAUCGCCUCGAACACGCGGUCGACCAAUGUCUACCUCCGAAGCCAUGCGCAAGAUGUCCGAGUCAGCCAUGACUGACUCGGAUGGCGAAUACACAGCACCACCAAGAAGGAAGGCUUCAGAUCCUGCCGGAGGUACCACAUCUGCGCCAGGCGGUGGCGUACGAUUGACCACCGAUGACGACGGCGACGAGGCCGGUGAAGACAGCGCUGCUGUAGAGAGCGACAAUGAUUCUGUGUCCAGUUCAGACUGGGACGAUGGCUGGACUCCGGGGUCCUCGAGCAACAAGGAUAGAGGUCGGAGAAGAUCGAGGACUGAGUCUGGCGGCACCGAUCGCAUGGGAAGAGAAAUCGUCACAGCACAGAGCCUUUUCAAGACUGCGAAAGAAGAAGGACGAGAUCUCACCGCAUCUUUCAUGACUCGUGAGGAGAGACAAGAGAAGCUGCGCAAGCUGAAUGGCCCGAUCAUCAACGUCGAAGGCCCCGAUGGCGAGAGAGCCAUGGUGCGCCGAAAGUCCACGGACGUACACCCACAUACCAGCUUCGAUCAGGACAACUCUAGGAUGCCUUCGCCUAUGAGCUCUGACGCUGAAGAUCACAUGGCUGAGCUCAGAUCAGCGCAACAGCUGGCUCUGCAGAUCACGCCCAUCCAGUCGAGCCCAGAGGCGCAUCGAUGCGUCCGUCAAAUCGUUCGCGGAGACUACAGUCAGUUCGCGCAAGAAGCGGAUAACGGCCUAAGGCGGCAGCGUGUAUACUUGGUUUCCACAGAUCUGAGCGAUGAGGCAGCGUAUGCUCUUGAAUGGACGAUUGGCACCGUUCUGCGCGAUGGCGAUACACUUCUUGCGGUUUACGCUGUAGAUGAAGAAGUGGGCGUCACGACGGAUGCAUUGGGCGCACCUAUCGCGCAAGGAACAACCGGUCUACAAGAGGGCGCCCAUCUCAAGAGAACGCUAUCUGGCCAUGACGGCAUACCCCAGAAGACUCCCCUGUCUAGCACGAUCGCAGCUGCGGAGGCCGAUGUCAGCAAGAUGGGCAAAGCGGAGAAAGAUCGCUACCAGGCGUGUGUGGAGGUGUCUGACAGAUGUGUCAAGUUGCUGCGAAAGACUCGACUGCAAGCCAGGGUGGUCGUCGAAGUCUUUCACUGCAAGAGCCCAAAGCACAUGAUCACGGAAGUUAUAGACAUGCUUGAGCCAACACUUGUCAUCCUGGGAUCUAGAGGCCGCAACGCCCUCAAAGGUGUCCUGCUCGGCUCGUUCAGUAACUACCUCGUUACCAAGUCGUCGGUACCGGUCAUGGUCGCCAGGAAACGUCUGCGGAAACACAGCAAAUACAAGCGACAAAACCUCAGGAUGUCCAACGUCCUCACUGGUCCCGGCGAAAAGCUCGCAAACGCCAAGAUAGACUGAGGCGUUUGUAUAGAGAUUCGUCAGUCUGUUUCGGUGCUCACGGGCAGACAUGCCUGAUCGAGCACUGUUUCCAGGUUCUGCGAAACUUGCACAAUUUGGCAAACACGGCUUUGUAUACUUGGCUUAGCAGGGAGUUUGGAAAAUCAUGUUUGAGCAUAAUCUCUUCUCGUUCGAGGUCGCGAUGUUGUUACCAGGGUGUUGGUCUAAAUAUACAUUGGUCCCCAGAGCCGGAUGGGAUCUGCCCCAAACGUG